GCCGUGGCUAUGGACGCGUUGUCUCUGGAGCAGCAGCUUCCCCCCUACCCGUUUUUUACCCAGACAACUUCCCAGCAACAGCAGCAGACCCAGGUGGCCAGUACCCUGCCUCAGAACACUCCUUUAAUGCAGAGCUCUGGUUUACAGCGCGGAGCGCAGCUGCCCCCGCUCUCCGUCACGGUACCGUCCUCCAUCCCGCAGUCGCCCCCGGGCAGCCAGACCCAGCCCUCCAUGGGGAUAGACAUCAACUCGGCUUCACUCCAGCAGUACCGCAGUAAUGCUGGAUCCCCAGCCAACCAGUCUCCCACCUCUCCUGUCUCCAAUCAAGGCUUCUCUCCUGGCAGCUCCCCUCAACAUUCUUCCAUUCUGGGGAGUGUAUUUGGUGACUCCUAUUAUGAUCAGCAGAUGACAGCUAGGCAGGCUAAUGCCCUAUCCCAUCAGCUUGAACAGUUUAACAUGAUAGAAAACGCCAUUAGUUCCAACAGCCUGUACAGCCCCUGUUCCACCCUGAACUACUCCCAGGCCGCCAUGAUGGGACUCACAGGCAGUCAUGGCAGCUUGCAGGACUCACAGCAGCUGAACUACUCCAGCCAUGGAAACAUCCCCAACAUCAUUCUGACAGUGACAGGAGAGUCUCCCCCCAGCUUAUCAAAAGAACUGACCAGCUCUUUGGCGGGAGUGGGAGACGUCAGCUUUGACACGGAUUCCCAGUUCCCUCUGGAUGAACUCAAAAUUGACCCUUUAACCUUGGAUGGACUGCACAUGCUGAACGACCCCGACAUGGUCAUCACCGACCCCGCCACAGAGGACACGUUCAGGAUGGACCGGCUGUGAGGCGCAAACACCCGGAGCGUGGGAAUGGCGCUUGUUCCUGGAGCCCAGCCGAACUGCAGAGCCCCACGGGUCAGUCGUGUGGGAACAGGGGCUGCCCAGAGAGCAGCAGCUCUGUCCUGUACAACCUGUACAAUGAGUAAAAGCUUGUCGUUCUAAGCUUGCCGCGCUGCAGACCCCCACUCCCUGUCGCGCCGUGUUUCGCCCCUUAUCCGCUCAUGGCCAUCGAUGAGUCAGGAGUUUCCAUCAGCCUUCUCCUCUCCAGAGCCCCCCCUGCCCCCCCACCAAA
Molecule: messenger RNA, 1120 nt
Organism: Merops nubicus (carmine bee-eater)
Lineage: Eukaryota; Metazoa; Chordata; Aves; Coraciiformes; Meropidae
Product: CREB-regulated transcription coactivator 1-like
Exons: 5
Biological process (GO): positive regulation of transcription by RNA polymerase II
Cellular component (GO): cytoplasm; nucleus
Molecular function (GO): cAMP response element binding protein binding
Source: RefSeq, a predicted model, not a curated record